CUUGACUCUCAUCCCUGUAAUCCCCACACAAAAAUUCAUAGUCACCGCCUUAAAUUGAAAUCAAUUCUGCCACUUCCAAGCUUGCUUCGACAUUUACAAACUGAAGGCUCCUCGGCAUGACAGCACUAUGAGUAAACGAGAAGCUGCCGAGGCAGCCUUUGAUGUCCCUCCGGCCAAGAGACUCUAUCGUGGAGGCCCAGAUGACUUAUAUAUUGAUGAUGCUGAGGACGACUUAACUAGCGCUCAUACUCCAUAUUCCACCCAGGACCCUGAUUCACCACAAACGGUGAACACUGCUGCUACGACUCCCCGGGCUAAAUUUCCUUCGGAUCUCAAAACUCUUGCUUGCACAUGGCCUGGUUGCCCCAAGACCUUCAAUCGACCUGCCAGAUUACGAGAUCACCUCAAUUCUCACACCAAUUCUCGACCAUUUAAGUGCCCUUAUGAUGGUUGCGAUAAGGACUAUAUAGAGGACAAGCACUUGAAGCAGCACAUCAAAGCCGUCCAUACUCUUGAGCGAAAACACGUCUGUCAAAAGGAAGGCUGCGGCAAGAGCUUUGUGACGGGUACUCGACUUAAACGACACCAGGCCGUUCACGAAGGCGAAGAGAGAUUCCGUUGCCAAGACUGUGGGCAGAGUUUCAGAAAGAAGGAGACAUUGAGCAAGCACGUUCGAAAAGAUCAUCAGGGCUUACCUGCACUCCAAUGCCCAGAGCAAGGGUGCCGUCAUGCUUUUGAGUCCAAGGCGGCCUUGAAGCGACACCGUGAUAAGGAUCAUGGCGAGGCAAAGUUCUGGUGCGGCGAAUGCGAUUUGAAGAGGAUGCCCGAUGGCACAGAACAGCGGGUCGGAUUCACCACUGAAGUGCUGCUUCAGGCACAUAUCCGCCAAGAGCAUCAAAACUGCAUUUUCUGCGAAUUCAAAUCUGCCUCACGAUGGGAGCUGGAGAAACAUGUCGAAAUGCACCAUUCCGGCCAGUCUGUCGAGGAUCGAAAGAACAUCGCCUGCCCAUACGACGAAUGCACCAAGAAGUUCACUAAGAAGUCCAACCUCAACGCCCAUAUUCGUACAGCGCAUGAGGGAUUCCGCUUCGUUUGCGGCCAAGUUGACCUCAAUAGUUCUGGCCUACAGGGCUGGACAAACGAUCAAGGCUGUGGUGAUAAGUUUAGUACCAAGAGUCGACUAGAAGAUCAUAUCCGAUAUAAGCACCUCGGCCACGAACGCCCUAAGCUCUCGAAGCCUGAACCGCCUCAAGAAAUCAAUCUUAUCGAUGAACUCUCCGGUGCUGCGAACCAGGCAGAGCGAACGAUUACUUGUCCCCACUGCCAUGAAGCCUUCAUUCGCUACCACGACCGGGAUGCACAUGUUGAGCUGUAUCACCCACCGGCUACUGACCCAUCUCUUAUCCUAGCUGGAGACCAGCUUGAUCCUGCCCAGUUCUUCUUCGAUGGAAGUUUCUCCAACACAACAAACUGGUCCGGUAUCAUGCCGGAGGAUGACAUCUUUGCCGCUACAAUGGACUAUGGUCCUCCUCGAGAUGAUUGGCCGGAGGACGAGACAAAUAUACUUCUGCUGGCAAGAGAUUCAACAGUCCAGGAUCCUCUCAUUGAUCCCGCUCUUGGUAAUCUCUGAGGAAAAGAGGACAUUUGUGGAGGUAAAAUGUUCUGGUUUUUUAAAAGGUGAAAAAUAAAAUAGAUACCCGGCCGCAAGGCCUUGACGGUGGUCAACGUAUGAGCGGCUGGCUAUCAUGACACCGUCAGGAUGUAUGAAGAAUGAAAUGCAAUGUCACAAAAGCGAUGGGAAAUGGCUAUGAUGAAAGAAAUAAAGUUGUUUGACCAAGUGUACCCAGUCCCUGCGUAUAAGUGAAAUUCUUUCCUUUCUAUCUGUAUACCGAAUGCCGAAACCCAAAAUGAUUUUAUGCCCCUCCCAAUGAAGCCCAAGUACAAGCCCAAUUGCACCCCAGACCAACACCGCGCAAGAAAAGGAGUCAAGUAAUGACAGGAACGAAUGUCAGAGCGUGAGCCCGUCCAGCAUAAAAAGAUACUGGCUAAGUAUUUAUAUGACUCGUACAAGGCUGGCCAACUAGUGAGAGCCCACCAAAGCGUUACUGAAUCCCAGUAAAGCCAUGCCAAGGAAGCCAAAGAAGAUGCAGAGGUUACGGCUAUGGUUGAGACUCAGACUCUCCACAAACAACUGCAAUGCGACACUAACCAUAAUGCCGGAAGUGACAGCAAAGAGACAUCCGUAAGCAACUGCAUUGGGUUGCAUAUUGGUCUUAUCGGCGAGCUUGAACCAUAGGGCCGCAACGCCCGCGCCAAUGGGCUGAGAAAGACCACCGAGAAAGGCCGACCAUGCCAUGGCGCGCCAGCGAGAACCCAGAGCCAUGUAUAGCGGCAGACACAUGGCGAAGCCUUCGGUGAUGUUAUGGACAAAUAGUGCCAUGAAAACAUUGAAACCUAGAGAUGGGUUUACGUGGUUGGUAGCGUAGGUGAUGAAUCCUUCAGGAAACUUGUGCAGAGCAAUGGCAAUGGAGGUCUGGAGGCCAAUGGACAAGAAUGCAUUUGUUGGAACGUGGUGAUGAUGUUGAGCUUCGACAUCUUCGUCGUCUCCUGCAGAUGAGCAUGAGCUAUCGUGUUCAGAGAGUUCCUCCGGGACUAUCGGAUCUAAUGGCUCUCGCGACUUGGCUCUGCUGGUUCGAUAUGUUGGUCUCGCAAAGGGCUCAACAGAGUCUUCACAUCCAUUCUCAUGCUCAUGCUCAUGCUCAUGAUCGUGGUGAGCAUGCGAAUGUUCAGGCGCGCGGUUCAGGAAUGAUCCAGUGGUAGUGCGCAGAAUCUGGGUUUGUCUUCCAGGUCUGCUCGGUAGACUGGUUCGGCUACUUAGAUGCUUGAAGCACUCUUGGCCACAAGGGUCUGUGAAUCCGUAGCAGGAGUUCGACUCGUCGCAAUUGCACUUUGUAUCUUGUACGAAGGACAUGACUCGCUUGUGAACUUCUCGCAUGGAUUUCCUCCUCUCAGGGAAGCCAUCCGUAAGUCCUGUGGUGGUACGGCUUCGUGUUGGACUAGCAGGACGUCGCAUUCCAUCACGGGCAGACGCUUGUCUCUUAAGAGGUUGUGUUGGGCUAUCCAAAGUGGAUUCCAGCAGAGGUGUAGACUCGGUCGCAGCAUUUUGUCCGGUACCGUUGGUUAAUUUGGAAAGCGACUUGUUGACAGGUGCUUGUUCAGGCGGCGGAUGGGAAGAUUGUCGACGACGGGCACGAGACUGUCUCCUCUCGUGGUGACAUGAGGUGUCUUUGGUCGCAUUUUCAUCGUGUGUAUGAUCGCAUUCGAC
Fusarium odoratissimum NRRL 54006 is the source of this 3325-nucleotide messenger RNA. RefSeq lists its product as uncharacterized. The record is from RefSeq and is a predicted model, not a curated record. Gene Ontology annotation, cellular component: nucleus. Lineage: Eukaryota; Fungi; Ascomycota; Sordariomycetes; Hypocreales; Nectriaceae. The transcript is spliced from 2 exons. Gene Ontology annotation, biological process: regulation of transcription by RNA polymerase II. The coding region runs from base 128 to 1630 and encodes 500 amino acids.